This is a messenger RNA of Moesziomyces antarcticus, 384 nucleotides long. RefSeq lists its product as uncharacterized. NCBI's taxonomy places the organism in Eukaryota, Fungi, Basidiomycota, Ustilaginomycetes, Ustilaginales, Ustilaginaceae. The transcript has 2 exons. The coding region runs from base 1 to 384 and encodes 127 amino acids. The record is from RefSeq and is a predicted model, not a curated record.
AUGCCGCUUGACGACUCCUAUCUUGCGACGCUAGCGAGCUGCGAUGGAUACGGCAGCGGUCCAACUUCUCUUCUAGGAACGUCGUCGUCGUCGAGGGCCGCUUUGCGUCCGCUACAGGCGAACGCCGAGGAAAAAGUCGCCGACAACAAUGCAACGAUGGUCACCAGCAGAGGCUCGCCUGUGUCGGAGCUUGAAACCUGGUCCCGGCUGCGCGCAAGACGUUCAACAUUUCUUCGCAUCUACGCUGCUCUCUACGAUGUCUCCGCUCUGAGCCGGAAGCUGUCUCCUUCGCUGGGCCGCGCUGCUGCUGGAUGGCGUGCUCGCGCGAUGAGGCCAGGCAAGCACCUGCUCGAUGCACGUCGAGCUCAAGAUGGGUGGUCCUAG